Molecule: messenger RNA, 2139 nt
Organism: Electrophorus electricus (electric eel)
Lineage: Eukaryota; Metazoa; Chordata; Actinopteri; Gymnotiformes; Gymnotidae
Gene: tmtops2b
Product: teleost multiple tissue opsin 2b
Biological process (GO): G protein-coupled receptor signaling pathway; visual perception
Cellular component (GO): membrane
Molecular function (GO): G protein-coupled receptor activity
Source: RefSeq, a predicted model, not a curated record
GGCUUUAUAUUCCACGCGAAAGCGCAGCCCACGCGCCGAGAAGCCCGGAGGCAAACGCUCGCUUCGCUGCGGGAGUGGCGGCGCGAGUCCGCCCGUACUGGCGCUCCAGCAGAUGAAACCGCUCGGCCAGCGCGUGAAAAAGGCAAACGCACUCACGCCGAAACGCUCGUGAGAGCUGCAGCGACAGAAGGCCGGAGAGUCGCGGGAUUCGACAGAUAAGCCGCUACUGAUGAUGUCUUUCCAAACGAGUCACUUAAACGACACCUUCAGCGUGAGCGACAAGGACCCGGUCCGUUUUCUGCACGAGCAAUGGAACGACUCCCCAACGGGGACUCUCUCGCGAGCGGGACUCGUCGCCCUGUCCGUUUUCCUAGGUCUGAUAAUGACUUCGGGCUUUUUGAAUAAUGUCGUCGUCCUGGCACUCUUCUGCAAAUUCAAGACACUUCGGACGCCGGUGAACGUGAUCCUCGUGAAUAUCAGCCUGAGCGACUUGCUGGUGUGCGCGUGCGGGACCACCCUGAGUUUCGCCAGCAGCGUGCGCGGGCGCUGGUUCCUGGGCAAGCAGGCAUGCAUGUGGCACGGCUUCGUCAACUCUUGCUUUGGUAUUGUGUCUCUAAUAUCCCUGGUAAUACUGUCGUAUGAGCGUUACCGCACCUUGACAGUGUACAACCAGAAGAGCCUGGGAUACCGCAAGCCCUUGCUGGCAGUUGGGGGCUCAUGGUUGUACUCCUUGAUCUGGACGGUGCCCCCCUUGCUGGGCUGGAGCAGCUAUGGUCUAGAGGGGGCUGGUACCAGCUGCUCCGUGUCCUGGACGGAGCGCUCACCCAAGUCUAGCGCCUACAUCGUCUGCCUGUUCAUCUUCUGCCUGGGCCUGCCAGUGACAGUCAUGGUCUACAGUUACGGGAGGCUGUUCUACGCCGUCAAGCAGACUUGGACUCCAGACAAAAUCUUACAAACGAUUUGUUCAGCUGUAUCAGUGUGCUACUUCACCGUUGUCACCGAUGGAAAGACGGGAGACUUUGGAAUACCAUUAUUCCUGCAUCAAAGUAAUAUCUGCUCUCUUAAGCCGCUGUACCGGGAACGCCCAUUCAACCUUCUUCCCCUUCCGUGUUUUUCCCCCACCCAGGUUGGAAAGGUGCGGAGGUCAGCAUCUCGGAAGAGGGAGUUCCGCCUGUUGUCCAUGGUGAUCGUCAUGGUGACGUGUUACCUGCUGUGCUGGACACCGUACGGCAUCGUGGCCUUAAUCGUUACGUUUGGCCGGCGCGGAGCCGUAUCCCCGCUGGCGAGCGUGGUACCUUCUCUCCUUGCUAAAAGCAGCACAGUCAUCAAUCCGGUUAUAUACAUCCUUUUGAACAAACAGUUCUACAAAUGUUUCCUGAUCUUGUUCCGCUGUGAGCUGAGCUCUGCGGCCAACAGCCUCUCGUCCGCGCCCUCCAAAAGCACCUUCAUCCAUCUUGACCGCCACCCCGACGCUGACGCCUCGCCCGGCGCGCUGCGCCCCUCUGCCUGCCCGCAGGAGCCUGGCUGUGCCACGCCGCCCUCGGAGGGGGCAGAUAUUCUGCCCCAGCUCUCCUGUCCUGCUCACGGGUGAACACACCCCCUCCCGUCCAUCCAAUAGCGGCAGCCCGCUGAGCCUCGGCCCUCCCCUGCUCCGAGCAUGCCCAGUGACGGCGUCGUCCGGAGGUCCACGUGUCCUCCCUUUAUACAGGCCCCGCCCCAACCCAAAAGUCUUUGGUUUGUGUGUGAAAAUGUAAAUUGUGUUUCUGUUGAACACAACCCCCAGGACCUUUGUGUGUGCUAGGAAGAUGUGUAUGUGUUGUGUGUAGUGCAGUUAUCUAGCGUUUUGAGAAGUGUGGAUUUGGUCAAAUCCUGCUCUGACUCGUUUCAGAUCUUCGAGGACUCUUUCUCUCGUACUGGCGUGACAACACCUUUGUGAUAUGAACCUCUGGUGUCAACAGUUUUGAAGGAGUCAAGUUUGAAUAUUUGACCAGGAGUGUACGUCAUCCAGCUAUGGUUUCAGCAAAUGACUCAUAUCUGGGGUCUUCGAAACAGUAAGUGUCGUAUAGUGCUCUUUGGUUUUUUCUACGGGCGGUAAAACCAUGAGCGAUGUAAACAUGCUGACCUCAGUGAAAUGUGCCA